GUCAGCGAACGCAACGUGCCCCGUGUCUGCUUGGACGAAGGCGGUGCUUGUGGUGCCCGAGCAGCAGCAGGGCCUCGCCUUUGUGGGUGUAGAAAGAGAGAGAGAAGAUGGCUCCCGUUCUGGAGAAACAGCUCCCGGGUCUAAACGGGUCGGUCGACAACAACAAGGAAGACGAGGAAGGACAAAACCUCUGGUCCUCAAUACUGAGUGAAGUUUCAACUAGAUCUAGUUCAAAGUUGCCAUCAGGGAAAAACAUCCUGGUGUUUGGUGAGGAUGGAUCAGGAAAAACAACACUUAUCGCCAAGCUUCAGGGAGCUGAUCACAAUAAGAAGGGGAGAGGACUGGAGUAUCUUUACUUGAGCGUCCACGAUGAAGACCGGGAUGACCUGACUCGCUGUAACGUGUGGCUCCUGGAUGGGGACCUGUACCACAAAGGCCUUCUUAAGUUUGCGGUCACYGCUCAGUCGCUACCUGACUGCCUAGCCGUGUUCGUUGUGGACAUGUCGCGGCCCUGGACCAUCAUGGAGUCGUUGCGGAAGUGGGCCGGCGUGCUUCGUGAUCACGUGGACGCCAUCAAGAUCCGUCCAGAGGACAUGAGAGAAAUGGAGCAAAGGAUUGUAAAAGCCUUCCAGGAGUACUCAGAACCAGAGGAUGCUGCCCCAUCCUCCCCACGACGAGCCCCAGCAUCGGGGGAAGACGAGGCCGUUGUGCUGCCUCUGGGGGACGACACACUCACACACAACUUGGGCAUUCCAGUGCUAAUAGUUUGCACAAAGUGUGAUGCGAUCAGCGUACUAGAGAAGGAGCACGACUACAGAGACGAGCACUUUGAUUUCAUCCAGUCCCACAUCAGACGAUUCUGCUUACAGUAUGGAGCUGGCCUGAUUUAUACUUCGGUCAAAGAGGAGAAGAACCUGGAUCUGCUUUACAAAUAUAUAGUCCACAAGCUGUAUGAGUUUCAGUUCACCACACCUGCCUUAGUGGUUGAGAAAGACGCCGUGUUCAUUCCAUCUGGAUGGGAUAAUGAGAAGAAAAUUGGGAUUUUGCACGAAAACCUCACAACCAUCAGACCAGAUGAUCCAUUUGAAGAUUUUAUCACAAAGCCUCCAGUACGGAAGUUUGUUCACGACAAAGAGAUCAACGCAGAGGAUGAGCAAGUCUUCCUGAUGAAGCAACAGUCUUUGCUAGCAAAGCAGCCAGCAACGCCAACAAGAGGAGCGACAGAGUCUCCAGGACGGACGGCCUCGGGCUCCCCCAGGCCUGCAGGUCGUGCCGGCCAACCAGGCGUAACCAGCGGUUCACCGAUGGCUGCCGUCAAAAAGCCUGAUCCCAACAUGAAAGCGGGUGCUGCUAAUGAGGGAGUGCUGGCCAACUUCUUCAACAGUCUGUUGAGUAAAAAGACCGGAUCCCCAGGAAGCCCAGGAUCUGGAGCAGUCGGAGCCGGAGUACAAGGAUCUGCCAAGAAAACAGGGCAGAAGCCGGGUUUGACUGACGUCCAGGCCGAGCUGGACAGGAUGACUCGCAAGCAAGACUCGGUGGUUUCAGCUAACAACGGGCCGCCAACGGAGAACGAAGCGUGAAGGCAGCAAAAACGGCCGCAUCAUCCACCGCGUUAAUACUCUGGAAAAAUAAAWAAAUAAAUAUUUGUACAUGUGAGCAUAAACAAAAACAUUGACCAAAUUCCCAACGCCUUUUAUCAGUCAGCAACACAGUGGUUUCACCAGGUGAGAUGGGAAGAUAACGAGAUGGAGGUGUGGAUAAGAAGUGCUGAAGGCUUGGCUUUUUUUUGUUUUCUGUCCUCUCUUCCACUGUAAAAGCUCUUUUUGUGAAGGAUGUCAGUUUGUGGAAAUGUGUGCACACUCCCUGGCAGCCAGCCUGAUGCUCCGGGCUGCAGGCCCCCCUGUUCCUGGGGGUAAAAAAAACGCUCUCCUCGUGGAUUUCCAAAAGAGUGAAAACACACCUGCCACGUGGCCUCUAGCUCAUCUUAUCAAGGAAGGAAUUUGGUUGCGAUUGGAAAGGUAUUUAAACUUUAAAUAUUAAGAAAGGAAUUAAAAUACUUGCAAACCUUUGUCUUAUGUAAAAAAACAAAUGUUGGAUAUGAUGUAUUUAUACAAAGGUUCUCCUUUUUUUGUUUUAUUUUCUGCACCAUUUCUUGGUUCAAGGAAACAUUUYUUUGUAUUUCGUAACAUGUUAAGACGUCACUGACAACAUGACACUAAUAUGACAUGUCCAGAGAACCGAUCGUAUGGCCUGCCCUCGUCAUCUCGAAGGAUUCUGUAGAUAGAAGUACAAAAACAAGAUUCAGGUUUACUUAAUUUUGUACAAACUGUUGUUUUCUGUCCAAAUCGUGCAAAUAGCUUCUUAGACUAAAUGAGACUGGAUGGGAUUUGACGGGCGUAGCAGAAUCUCUUCUUUAGCGACAGGUUUGUAUAUUUUGGGAAGGGGUCAGCGUCUUUCCUACUAAAAACUCCGAAGUGCCUCGCACAGUUAGCUGUCCGUGUCGUAGAGGUGCUCGUCUACACUUGAGGAAAUGCACUGUAGCAGCACUGGUUCAAAGGUUUCUGUUCAUUUCCUGACAUCCAAAUAAUUUAUUUUUUUUUUUUGUUUUGCGUUUUUGUUGAUGUACAAAAAAGAAGAGGAACGUUUGGGGUCUGUUGUUUUUCAGAGGAUACUUGUAGCUCAGCUGUUAGUGUAAAACCAAGAUGGCUGCUGGUAUCAAGAAGAAACCACGAAGUAACUUUUAGUAUUUUAUCCCCUAACACCUGCUGUGGUUGAAARCACUCAUUUUGAUGCUGUUUGGACGAGAGAGAGAUGUUUUUAUCCUUCAGUGUUCGACGGCAUUUCUCUGUUUUUCUGGUUUCUCGUUGUUUUCCACACUGCAUGUCUGUUAAAACAUUCCCAGUUUCUACAUGAAAUAGCUGUGGAAACACAUCUCUGGAGAAAACCUGUUCGUCCAGUCGGGUCUUUUUGUUCCUUUAGAGCUUUUUUUUUUAAACGACAACCUUUGCCUUCAAUGUACAGCUAACAGUUGGUCACACAGGGCACCCUGCCUUCACAGGAAACCUCCUGAUGUGUGUCCUUAAAGGGUUGCUUCACUGUCUCAUGUCAUUUCUGUUUUUACUACAGCUAUACCAUACCAUAUCAUAAAUCUGUAAUGUUUCUAGUUCAACAUCAUAGUUCAGUCAUUAACUUUGUAUCCAAGGCCCUCCUGAAUCAUAGUAUACAAAGUAGAAUGAUUCUUUUUUUUACAGUAAUAGUUAAAAAGCAGCUAUUUGCUUUUCAGAUGAU
Messenger RNA from Austrofundulus limnaeus, 3288 nucleotides. RefSeq names its product dynein, cytoplasmic 1, light intermediate chain 2 (gene dync1li2). NCBI's taxonomy places the organism in Eukaryota, Metazoa, Chordata, Actinopteri, Cyprinodontiformes, Rivulidae. The transcript is spliced from 13 exons. Gene Ontology annotation, molecular function: dynein heavy chain binding. The record is from RefSeq and is a predicted model, not a curated record. Bases 108 to 1580 code for a protein of 490 amino acids. Gene Ontology annotation, cellular component: cytoplasmic dynein complex; centrosome. Gene Ontology annotation, biological process: microtubule cytoskeleton organization; microtubule-based movement.